UUUCCGGUUUUGUGGGAACGGUUUGACCCAAACAAACGCCGGUGAAGGUUCACGUGUGAGGAGAAACUUGUGAGACUGCUGUGUUUCGUGUUCUGUUUACAUGUGGUCUUGCGGAGAACCGAGCCGGACCGCUAACCGGUUAGCUGUGUCCCGGCGUUAGGGCACAUUAUUACACGUUUGUUUUGGCGUCAUGUCGCCGUGGUUUAAGUCGUGUCAGCGGUGUUUCCUGCGCAGCUCGGUCCUUCACGGGGGGGUUCAGUGCCUUUCAGCGGUCACCGGCAGACGGGCUGAGCUCCAGCUACACUCCGCUGUUAGUCGCUGCUGCUCCACGGUGCAGGGCCAGGUGAGGGUCCGGUUUGCCCCCAGUCCUACAGGCUUCUUACACCUCGGGGGUCUUCGAACUGCUCUCUACAAUUAUAUCUUUGCAAAAAAGUAUGGAGGCUCAUUCAUCCUGCGACUGGAGGACACUGACCAGAGCAGACUGGUACCAGGAGCUGCAGAGUCCAUAGAGGACAUGCUGGAGUGGGCUGGUAUACCUCCAGACGAGAGUCCUCGUCAAGGCGGGACAGCGGGUCCAUACCUGCAGUCUCAGAGACUGGACCUAUACAGUCAGACAGCCCAGCAGCUAGUGCAGAGUGGUCACGCCUACUACUGUUUCUGCAGCUCUCAGAGGCUGGAACUACUGAAAAAAGAGGCUUUAAGGACUGGACAGACUCCAAGGUAUGACAACAGGUGUCGUCACCUGCGGCUCGACCAGGUCCAGGAUAAACUGGCUCAGGGAGCAUCGCAUGUGAUCCGAUUUCGUCUGGAAGCUGGGGUCGAGCCUUUUCAGGAUCUGAUCUUUGGAUGGAAUCGUCAUGAAGUGGCACAGGUGGAGGGGGACCCAGUGGUGAUAAAAGCAGAUGGUUUUCCCACGUAUCACCUCGCUAACAUAGUAGAUGAUCAUUACAUGAAGAUCAGCCAUGUGCUGCGGGGUUCUGAGUGGCUCAUCUCCACCUCCAAACAUCUCCUCAUGUACCGGGCUCUUGGAUGGAAGCCGCCCACCUUCGGACAUCUGCCACUUCUGAUGAACAAAGAUGGCAGUAAACUAUCCAAGAGACAGGGGGACAUAUUCAUUCAAAGCUUCCAGAAAGAUGGGAUCCUGCCGGAGGCUCUGCUGGAUAUCACAACAAACUGUGGAUCUGGAUUCAACACUCAUCGAAUCGGGCGGAGGAUAGAUGAACUGAUAUCUGAGUUUAAUCCUUCAAAGAUCACAACUCAUUCUGCUUUGUUAGACCUGGAAAAACUUCCAGAGUUCAACAGAAUCCACCUGCAGCAGCAAAUUGAAGACGAGGAGCAAUGCAGUCUGCUGGUAAAAGACCUGCAAGGACAAAUCCAGCAGGUUCACACAACAGAGAUUCAGGAUAAAGAAGUGCUACAUGAGGAUUAUAUCAGGCGUGUGCUACACCUUCGUAAGGGUCACAUAUCCUCCCUGAAGGAGCUGGUAAGCCCUCUUUACUCUUACCUUUGGGUGCGUCCUUCCUUCUCCAGCCAGCAGGUGGCAGCACUCACUGCAGAGGCCCAGCAUAUUGCUUCUUUAGUGCUGAGGUUGAUAGAGGAGCGAGGUGAGGAGCUGUCAGUGGAUCGGCUUGGUAAAGACCUGAAGAAUAUGGCUAAGCAGACUAAAGCCACCAAAUACAGAGAGGUGAUGAAGCUGUUACGUCUGGCUCUCAGCGGUCUGCAGCAAGGUCCCAGUGUCGCUGAGAUGAUGGUGUCUCUGGGACCUGCAGAGAUCAGUCAUCGAUUCCAGAAGCUUCUGCAGCUUUCAGACAAUAAUUAAAGACUGAGCUGUCUGUCUGUCACCACAUCGCCUUACAUUCACUCUGCUGACUGAAGGGAACCUGAAGACAACAGCUUCUGUACGUUGAAAACAACAUGCUUUACCUCCCAAGUGGUGAUUCUGCUAAAAGUAAACGGGCUGCACUGGAAAUGAACUCUUCUCCUCUGAUAUGUUGAGUAAUACUUGAAUUAAUACAAAUAUUUUAUAAACUAA
This is a messenger RNA of Amphiprion ocellaris (clown anemonefish), 2032 nucleotides long. It is a transcript of the gene ears2, whose product is annotated as glutamyl-tRNA synthetase 2, mitochondrial. NCBI's taxonomy places the organism in Eukaryota, Metazoa, Chordata, Actinopteri, Pomacentridae. The transcript is spliced from 10 exons. The record is from RefSeq and is a predicted model, not a curated record. Gene Ontology annotation, molecular function: glutamate-tRNA ligase activity; tRNA binding; ATP binding. The coding region runs from base 191 to 1819 and encodes 542 amino acids. Gene Ontology annotation, biological process: glutamyl-tRNA aminoacylation.